Sceloporus undulatus (fence lizard) is the source of this 2722-nucleotide messenger RNA. RefSeq lists its product as uncharacterized. The transcript has 2 exons. The record is from RefSeq and is a predicted model, not a curated record. The coding region runs from base 1126 to 2151 and encodes 341 amino acids. Lineage: Eukaryota; Metazoa; Chordata; Lepidosauria; Squamata; Phrynosomatidae.
ACGGAGGCGUGAGGAGCAGGCUGGCGUUUCUCUGUCAGCCAGCUCUCGACCCGUGGGAGAUAGCCCAGCGUGAUUUACAGCUUCUGGGCCAAACUGCUCCUGAUAGGAGAGUUCCAGAGGAUCCCCACAAAGGCUCAAUUCCCGGUUUUUGUAAAGGCAUUUCAAGGUGCAUUCUGGAGGAGCCCCGAAGGAAAGCCCCAACAGAAGCGGAGGGAGCCGUGGGAGCCCACCCGUGGGCGAGAAAAGCCUAGGCUACAAGCGCCUCUGCCGGUUUUAUUUUAAUUUGGAACAAAAAGAGGUAUACAAGACAUAAAGCCUGAAUACCUUCAGUCAAUUUUCUUUGGAGUUUUAGUGCUUAUACACUUACAAGUUGAAAGAGAACCAGCCUGCUUUUUGGUUGUUUAUUUUGCUGAGAAGGGAUUGCCAUCUAAAGCUGCAGCUGUGAUUAAACAGGCUGUUGGGAAAGACUGUGAGGGAGUGGCAGCGAUCUGCUAUAAACUGCUACAAACUGUUAUUUGAUACUUUUAAGCUUUGAUUUAUUGCAGCUUGCUGGGCAAAAAAGUUCUGAUUUAAUACUCUACUUAAGUGAACCAACUGUAAAGGAAGAAAUUAAUCAUUUUAAAACCAUUUCUUUGGGAGUAUAUGCUUGAAUGGUCUAAACUCAGCUGUGUAAAUUUACAGGGAAGGAAAGAGGAGAAGUUGCAGAGGCUUGGAAAGUGCAAUUUAGCUGUGACAAAACGGAGGCAGAGAGAAAUUUGUUAAAUCAAGAAGGAAAUAAUUGACUGUAGUAUUUGAUGGAUAUAAUAUUAGGACUAUUAAGAGUAUUAAGACCACUAAAGAGUGAAGUUCCAAGCAAAUACUAAAUAAAUAAACAAAUAAAUAAAAGGAAGAUAAAGCCCUGAAUAUAAGGAGCAAAGGAGAAAGGGAUAAAGGAAAAUCAGAUAAGUACCUGCAGGGUUUGAAUAUAUUAUUCUCUCCUCCCUCUCUGUAUCCUGUAUCCCACUAGGAACAGUGGGAGCUGCCUCUAUUGCUUGAACACAUUAUUUUGGAAUCUUUAAAAAAGUGGUUCUUUUAAGAAGAAAGAAGAGGGAUAUAAAGUGAUUAAGGAGGAUAAAAGUGUCUAUAAUGAACACAAGACAAAACUCAGUUAAAAUGCCAUCCCAAGCUAAUAGGAGAAACUCGAUGGAACAGACAUCAAUAAUGGAGGAAAUAAAGAGACUAUCAGCACAGAUGGAAAAGAAUGGAAAAGAUUUGGAAAAAAACUUUAGGCAGGAGAUAAAGGAUCUGAGAAGAGAUGUGAAAGCAGAUUUGAAGUCUGAACUCAAAUCCGAAUUAAAAGGGAUAAAGCAAUCUUUGGAGGAGAUGGAGAAGGAAGUUUCUCAAAUAACUACCAGGAUAGAUAAAUUGGAAGAAACAUCACAGACUUUAAAGGAAAAAACAUCUGAACUGUGGCAACAUCAAGAGCAACAACAAGAUGCUAGAGCUUUGGAUGAACUGAAGCAGAGAGAAAACUCCCUGAAAAUUCGGGGCUUGAAAGAACAAAAACAAGAAAAUCUAUAUGACUAUCUUCUUCCAGCAAUUGCUGAAUAUAUGGAAAUACCUUAUCAAGAUCUUCUUAAAGACGUAAAUAAAUUAUUUAGAGUGAAUUUCAUCAUUGCCAAAGAAAAAUCUCUUCCCAGGAACGUGGUGAUAUCAUUUGUGAGAAAAAAAGUCAGGGAUGAACUGCUGUUCUUGAGCUAUGGAAACCCGUUGGAAGUCGAGGGAUCCGAAUUGAAAUUUUUUAAAGACAUUCCUAAGAGGAUUCUCCAAAAAAGAGGAAAUUAUAAGUUUAUAACAAUCAACCUCAAUAAAUAUAAAGUGUUAUAUAAAUGGGAGAAACUAGAAGGCAUCUCGGUGAAAUGGAAUCAAAAAUGGUUUAAAUUAAAUUCAGUUUCAAAGGCAAAAGAAUUUUGGAAAAAAUUUGGGAAAAAAAUCAUAAAUACUUCAGAUAACCAUGAUUAUAAUAACAAAGAUAGCCUUACUGUAGACCUAGGAGGAGAAGAGGAAGCUUCCGAGGAAGGAGAAGAUGAUAACGAUAGAAAGGAUGAAAACAAAGAUGACUCCUUGGAUGAGAAAGAACCAUCGGAUUCAGAUGAAAAGCAGCAAGAAUAAUAUACGCACGCAAUUGGAAAUCCAAAAUGACUCCUCGCAAAGAAGAUUGGAUCUAUAAAUUACUUGAUAUGAUGGAAAUGGACAAACUGUCAGAGGCUCUUCGUAAUGAAUCACAAAGCAAGUACAGAGAGGACUGGACCAUUGUCAUAAAAUCUCUUCAAGAACAAUGGGGAAGAAAUGUAGUAGUGGGAGUAGGAAUAUUAUAAAUGAUAUAUGCCCUCUCUAUUGUAUAUUUUAUAUUUGUUACCAUUGGCUUAAUGACUUAGGAAACUUAAUGGAGGGACAAAUGCUAUGUAGCUCUCAAGGCCAUUUCAAUUUAUUUUUAAGGCAGAGCCCCUACCGGCGAAGCAGCCAGAGACCAUGGCUAGGUAGGAUAAGGAGAAGGGGAUAAACAUGUACAUAAUAAUGACUUUGAAUUAUAGUUGGGUCAUAUUAAGCAAGGAUUAAUUUAUGUAUAAAUAAGCAGAAAAGAACUGAAGGUUAGGAAGUACUAAAGACAAGGUUUGUAUGGUGUGAACUGUUGAAUAUUAUAAGCAUUGGUUAUAAACAGUUUUCUUUAUUUGUUUUUAAA